This is a messenger RNA of Sapajus apella (tufted capuchin), 2682 nucleotides long. It is a transcript of the gene DMBX1, whose product is annotated as diencephalon/mesencephalon homeobox 1. Gene Ontology annotation, molecular function: DNA-binding transcription factor activity, RNA polymerase II-specific; RNA polymerase II transcription regulatory region sequence-specific DNA binding. Bases 56 to 1192 code for a protein of 378 amino acids. The record is from RefSeq and is a predicted model, not a curated record. Lineage: Eukaryota; Metazoa; Chordata; Mammalia; Primates; Cebidae. Gene Ontology annotation, biological process: regulation of transcription by RNA polymerase II. The transcript is spliced from 5 exons.
UGGCAGCGGCGGCGGCGGCGGCAGCGCGGGCCGGGUUGACCAGGCAGAUGCCGCCAUGCAGCACUACGGGGUGAAUGGCUACUCGCUGCAUGCCAUGAACUCACUGAGUGCCAUGUACAACCUGCACCAGCAGGCAGCCCAGCAGGCCCAGCAUGCCCCUGACUACCGGCCUUCGGUGCAUGCGCUUACAUUGGCUGAGCGCCUGGCUGACAUCAUCUUGGAGGCCCGUUAUGGUUCCCAGCACCGCAAACAACGUCGCAGCCGCACGGCAUUCACGGCUCAGCAGCUGGAGGCCCUGGAAAAGACCUUCCAGAAGACUCACUACCCAGAUGUGGUGAUGCGUGAGAGGCUGGCCAUGUGCACCAACCUGCCCGAAGCCCGGGUGCAGGUGUGGUUCAAGAACCGCCGGGCCAAGUUCCGGAAGAAGCAGCGCAGCCUGCAGAAGGAACAGCUCCAGAAGCAGAAGGAGGCUGAGGGCUCCCACGGGGAAGGCAAGACCGAGGCCCCCACUCCAGAUACCCAGCUGGACACUGACCAGCCCCCACGUCUGCCUGGCGGUGACCCCCCUGCUGAGCUUCACCUGAGUCUGUCUGAGCAGUCGGCCAGUGAAUCAGCUCCCGAGGAUCAGCCGGACCGUGAGGAGGAUCCUCGGGCAGGGGCUGAGGACCUCAAAGCUGAGAAGAGCCCUGGGGCUGAGAGCAAGGGGCUGGGCUGCAAGAGGGGCAGCCCCAAGGCAGAUUCCCCAGGCAGCCUGACCCUCCCUCCUGCGGCCCCAGGGGGUGGCCUCCUGGGACCCUCCCACUCCUACUCCUCGUCCCCUCUGAGCCUCUUCCGUCUGCAGGAGCAAUUCCGUCAGCACAUGGCGGCCACCAAUAACCUGGUGCACUACUCAUCCUUCGAAGUGGGGGGUCCCGCCCCUGCUGCUGCCGCGGCGGCUGCUGCCGCUGUGCCCUACCUGGGUGUCAACAUGGCCCCGCUGGGCUCACUGCACUGCCAGUCCUACUACCAGUCCCUGUCAGCAGCCGCUGCUGCCCACCAGGGUGUGUGGGGGUCCCCACUGCUGCCUGCACCCCCAGCGGGCCUGGCUCCUGCAACAGCUGCCCUGAACAGUAAAACCACAAGCAUCGAGAACCUGCGGCUCCGGGCUAAGCAGCAUGCAGCCUCCCUGGGACUCGACACACUGCCCAACUGACUGUCUGGCCUCCCAGGGGUCUUGGGUAUCCCCUCCUCGCCCCGUGGUUAUCCCCAGGUGGCUCUCAAGGAGUUAACUUCAUGAGCCCAGGGAUCCUAGGGCCUGGUGUCCUAUUCCCUGCCCCACUUCCCCAUACCCAGCCCGAAGUGAAGCCCACACCUACAUACCCUCUGCAUGGCCCUGCCUGGACCCCCUGGAGGCUGAAUGGGGAGGAGGUGAGAGGCUGGGGUGCCCCAAGCUUUCCUCCGGGAAGUGAGAGGCUCUCCCUGGCUAGAUCCCCAUCUCAAUAGUGCCUCCUCCCUUUCCUCCCUCCCCUUCUGCCACCCUAGUGAGUCUAUGUGUGGAAUGUGAGAUAUAAAUAUAAAUAUAUAAAGCUAUAUUUUCAGGCACCUGCCUGCCCCAGGCCCCCUGCCCUGCCCCCAUCUCUUCUUCCCUCCCACCCCUGCCCUGCAGCCUCUGUGGCUCACUCUAGCUAUCCCUUCUCUUUCUGCUUCUCUCUCCUUCCUUCUUCCCUUGAUCUCCCUCUUCCGGUCUCUGUCCAGGUCCCUGCCCUCAUCUCCGCCCAACCUCUGUAUUCUCCACCCUUGAUCUUUCUCCCUGUUUCUCCCCGUGCCCUUAGUUUCUUCCUUUAGUGCUGGCUGUGUUGGUGUUGUCAAUUCUUAAGCUAUGUUUUGUUCAGGGUUAUGGCUGGUUUUGGGUUUUAGUAAUUUUGCUACUUCUCGUUCCACUCCUCUUCCCUCCCUUCUGCCCUGCCUGCCUGUCUCCUCCCUGCAUCCACACCCUCUCUAGGCAGCUGUUCUUUCCCAUGCCCAAUAGAAGCAACAAGCCCCUAGCUGGAGACCCUGGGGAUCUGGAGCUGCAGGUGGGAGGUGGCACUGGCUCCUACUCCCACCCUCACCCAGGCUGGCAUCUAGAAGGUGUCAUGAAUUACUUUCUCUUCUCUCUUCUCAGUGUUUAGGUCCUCAUUCCCAAGAUUGAGGAGGCAGUAGUCAGGCUGGGCAGGCAGUAGAAUGGCCAGCAUUCCUGCCUGUAAAACCUCCAAAGACAGAAGCCUAGUGUCAGUGUUCAGCCAGGACUCUAGAGCUAAAUUUGGAGAGACUUCCCUAGUUGGAGUGUGGCAGCAGGGGAAGAGGUGCUCUCAGAGACACCAGGGCUGGUGCUCCUCUCCCAUAAGCCCAGCCUCCACAUCCAGCAGGUACUGUCCAUAGCAGGUGUGUGGGUGACCAGGAAUGAAGGUUGAACUCUGCUCCUGCGCACAGUGUAUGCAAAGCAUACAGCAACGCAUAGGCUUAGGGUUCUGUGGGCUUCCUGCCCUAGAGCCAGUUAUGGAGGUAAGGGCUUCUCUCCAACUAGUCACUGGCAUGGAAAAGUGUGUUCCUGUUUAUAGCCAGGAAACCCAGAUCAGCAAACUCCCUUUCAAAGCUGUGUGACUGACCGGGGGCAGUGGCUCAUGCCUAUAAUCCCAGCACUUUGGGAGACCGAGGCAGGCA